Molecule: messenger RNA, 2061 nt
Organism: Eucalyptus grandis
Lineage: Eukaryota; Viridiplantae; Streptophyta; Magnoliopsida; Myrtales; Myrtaceae
Exons: 3
Coding region: 425-1297 (290 amino acids)
Molecular function (GO): protein binding
Source: RefSeq, a predicted model, not a curated record
UGGUUUGUAUGCCGGACGUCUCUUAUAUUCCAAAUCUCGAGAAAAUGGUUCUCCAUGGGUGCGAAAACUUGGAGCGUGUCCAUGAUUCAGUUGCAAAUCAUCGUAAGUUACGGUCGUUGAAUUUAGGAUGUUGCUCUAAAUUGCAAAGAUUCCCUGAUAUUCCAAAUGAGAACAAAAGCUUGAAAAAAUUCAACUUGAAUGGACUUCAAUUGAAGAACUUCCUACAUCCAUAAAAAAUCUUGUCUCUCUCGAGAAGAUAUUUUUAUUUCAUUGCAAGAAACUGGCAAUCCUUCCAUCUAGCAUUUACAAGUUGCAAAAUCUUGGAGUCUUGCAACUUAGUGGCUGCUCACAACUAAUCAAGUUUCCAAAGAAGGAGGAGGAGGAGGAGGAUUUGAGUGAACCCCAUACAAAGACGGGAUUUCCUAUGUUAGAGUGGUUGAAUCUUGAAGGGUGCCAUCUAUCAGAAGUAGAGUUCUUGGAAAAUCUUUCUUGUCCCCGCCUAUUCUCUUUAUAUUUGUCUGGAAACAAUUUUACUAACCUUCCUACAUUGGAGAGACUAAAUGACUUAAAAGAAUUGGAGGUUUCAAAUUGCCAACAACUACAGGAGAUCCCCAAGAUUCCAGGGAAAUUGAGAACACUAAAGGCAAAUAAUUGCAAAUCUCUAACUAGAAUUCCCUCCAACAUAUGUGAUGUUGAGGACGUUGAGUUAUAUUCAACUCGGGAGCUAGUCCGUAAUGGGUUUCCCGUGAAUGAUUUGUUCAUGCCUGAGAGAUUUCAUUGCCAACCAAAGAGUCGAGUUGUUCUACCUGGAGGAGAGAUGCCAAAGUGGUUGUUGUCCAAUAAAGAGGGCUAUUUAUCUUUUAUGGCUUCAAAGGACUUAUAUGAAAAGAUCCUAGGAGUAGCUAUCUGUGUUGCAUUUCAAGUAGAAGCAAGCUUGUAUAAGCUAUCUACAUCUCGCCCAUUUGAGCUUAUAGGAAUUGUUAAUUGCAAAGGCAAUAUACAUACAAGGCAUUUCAAGAUAUUUGAUUUGGAUAAUGUGUGGCUUGAGUAUAUGGAACCAGAGUGUUUGUGGACAGUAGACCAUUUUGGUCCAAAUGACUUGACUCAUUUCCACAUUAGCAUUAGAGUACGCGACUAUACCUAUGGUAAUGAACUACUUGUGAAAAAGUGUGGAUUCCGACUAAUAUGCAAGCCACUAGAGAAUGAUUCAGAGGUUUUGCUUCAAGACAAUCAAUUGCUAGAUCCAGCUUUAUUCUAUGAGGUUUCGGAUGAAGGUAAUCCAAAAGUCAUAAACUAGGAUGGAAGCACAUGGUUGAUUUUUCAAUCGAGAAGCAUCGCUAUUCUAGCUUUUGGCCUGAUUAUCGGAAUGUUAGCCCCGGAAGAGAGAUGCCAAAGGGGUUUGUCCUUGUUGAAGACAGUACUAUAUCUUUCAAGGCUUCGCAAGACUUGUACAACAAGUUCAAAGGAUUGUUUCUUUGUGUUAACUUUGAUGUAGAAGAUGGAGAAAAGGAAGUAUCUUUUGACAUCGUACCACGUGUUAACGGCCAAAGGCGAAAUGAGCAAUCAGGAACUCUUGGUUCAUUUGAUACGGAUCACGUGUGGUUUCAACUCUUCAAACCAAAUGCACUGUGGGGAUUCUUGGAGGGAGUAGUCGACUUUAAUCAAUUUGACGAGAGUUAUCUGAGAUUUAGCCUUAAUAUUAGAGUAGCGGGUGCAACGGUGAAAAGGUUGGGAUAUGUGAUGCAAUCCGAUCCACUAGAGGAUGCUUUGAAGGUUGAGCUUGAAAAGAAUCGAUUAAUGGAUCCAGCUUCACUAUUUCAGGAUGAUGGGAAUCCAUGGGUCUAUGGGAGCAACGGAUGGAAGAAAUUGUGCAAUAAACUCGAACAUAUGCAUGGAGGGAGAGACUUAAUAUAUUAGAAGAGGGGCAUCAUGCCAGGCUCAUGUGUCAUCAGCAUGGGGGCGGGCCACUGCGAGAGGUAAAGCAGAGGUUUUGCGAAAAGAUUCGGAGUCAUUUCCAAGUUAUUUGUAUUAGGGUUUGUGUGAAUGUGUGUGAGGGAUUGA